UGUAGGGGGCGCCUGCAGCGUCCUUUUGUUGACAUACGUCACCAAGACGCGACGGACGAUCAGAGGGGUUUUGAUUAGAACAUUUACGAUCCGUUUUGAAAGCACAACACAAGAGGAGCUCAUUUGUCGCCCUCAGACGCAUUUCGAUGGCCCCAGUGAGAGUUAGCUAAACUUCUCUGGCCUUGAUUCAAAUCUAAAGAACUGCAAGACUCUGAAAGAAAGAAAACCGCUGACGGUGGGACCAUGUACCCCACAUAUUCCUCUGCUCUGACCAUCUCGUCUCUUGCUGUAGUUUGACUGGAGGACGCCAGGAGCUGCAGCAGCAGGGAUGAGGAUCCGCCUGCAGGGUCCCGGACACGCUGCCAGCCUUCUCGCCGAGCUCAACCGCUGCAGACAAUCACGUCGAUACUGCGAUGUGUUCCUACAAGUUGGCAACCGCACAUUCGCGGCCCACCGUGCGGUGCUGGCCUGCGCCGGGACGUACUUCCGCAACCUGUUCGCCCGGGCUCCAGCCCCGUCCACUGCUUCCUUCUCUCUGGAGUUCAUCUCCCCGGCCAACUUUGAGAAGGUGCUGACGUUUGUCUACACGGGGGAGAUCCUGACUGAUCUCAUAGAUGUCGGGGUGCUGUAUGAGCUGGCGGAGAGGCUGGGCGUCAGCGAACUGGUGAGGGCCUGUCACGCCACCUUCCCUGACCUGCAAGCUUCUGUGUCUGCAAACUGUAAAGCCAGCAGUUCUGGAGACCUCGGCCUGGACUCCCGCAUGGUUGUUGCCGCUGUGUCCACAGUGGCUGCUGUCAGUGCAGCUUCUGCAUCUGCAUCGUCUGCAUGUUCCUCCGCCACCUCCUGCUCGUCUCUGUCUUCGUCUGCUGCCCCUCCCUCACCUCUCUUCCAAGCCAGGACAGCCAGGGAUGGUCGUGAAGCUCACGCCGGGGCUCUGUCUCUGGACCUGAAGGCAGAAGACGUCCAGUCUCAAAUCGGCUACGGCCAGACGGCAGCAGAUCAUCAACCACCAGGAGGACACGGUCUUUUAACCAGCAGCCAUUCCAGUCAGUGUAUCAGCGUGCUGCCUCCGGGUCCGGUGCUCCAGCUGAAGACUGAGCAGGGGCUGGAAGAGGAGGAGGCAGAGGGCAGCUGUGAGGAUGGUGACAGAGACAGACGAAUGGUUUCUGAGAGCACACGAAGCUCUCAGCCCCAGAGCGGCGACGCUGCACCGUCUGACUCCUGCUCCUUCCCCGACUCCUCGGCUCAGCUCGGACCUGAGGCCUGCAACCCGACGUCGUCCUCGGGAGAGCCUCUCGGCAGCCUGCAGGUCGGACCCGUGGAGGGCGGCGUGGUGGACGUGCAGAGGGAUGGCAGGCUGAUGUUUGGAGAGGUGGAGGAGGGAGAGAACGAGGAGGAGAGGGAGGCUCUGCAAGGCAAUGGGGCUGUGGAGGGAACCGAGGAGGAGCAGUGGAGACAGCUGGCAGGCGAGAUCAUUGAGCUGAGCGAUGAUGAGAACUUCAUGGAGGAGGGAGAUGAGGAUGAUGAUGAAGACGACCUUGUGUGUGUGGAGAAUGGAGAGGGAGGUAACUCCGGCAACCAGGUGACAGGAAACAUGCUGUCAUGUAAAGCCUGCUCAGUGCCUCUCCCAGCAGACCCGGCUGCCAUCAGACGACACGCCGAGACCCACCUGACGGAGCUCGGGCUCUGCAGAGUGUGCGGGGCCUCGCUCCCGGACCGCGCUGCCGGCGUCGCCCACAUCCUCUCCCACGUCGGCGUGCAACUCUUCACCUGCGACAUGUGCCACAUGCAGUUCUGCAGCCAAAACAAGCUGCUGCGCCACCACCGCCAGACGGCCUCCUGUUACACGAUACCACAGGGGGCGCUGACCAACAGCGGCCAAGGCCUGAGCCCCGAGCUGCAGUGUGCCGUGUGCACCAAAACCCUCAGCAGGGACUUCCAGUCUGUCAAAGACCACCUGCUGAGCCAUGUGUGCCCGCAGAGCCUGAGCUGUGGUGUUUGCCACCUCCCCCAGCUGUCCUUGUGCUCCCUGCUGUGGCACGGCCUCGCCCACCUCUCUCUGCCCGUCUUCACCUGCCCACACUGUGCCCGCUGCUUCGUAGAGCGCGCCCUGCUGGACAGACAUAUGACUGCACACGCCGAGGAGGCGGCCGCUAAGGAGAGGCAGCUGAGGGAUCUCAGAGUCGGGGAAGGUGGUGCGGCAGGAUUGGAGGAGUUGCACUGCUUCCUGUGCCCACAGACCUUCCGCUCCUCCUCCGCCUUUCAGUACCACCUCAGCCUGCACACAGCCGAGUCCCUGGGCGGCAGUGGAGGUGCUGGGGGCCAGGCCUGGCUGGGCAAACGUAAAGCCGACCAGUCUCUGGAGUGCCCUCAGACUUCCUGCUCCUCCUCUUCUCCACGGGAGGCUGGUGGCCUUGUUAAAAUGAGCAACCUGGGUUUGGGCCUCGGCAUGGGCUUCAGUAUACCAGAUAAGUUAUUUCAAGGGUCAGUGAACAGCCUGCCGUCCGGGGUCCUGACCAAUGGGAGUUCAGGGCAGGACGGGGGAGCAGCUGGCGUCCGUGGAAAAUGGUACCGGUGUCGCUACUGCGGUAAACGUUUCGCCCACUCGGGGGAGUUCACCUACCAUCUCCGCAUCCACACCGGGGAGAAGCCCUACCAGUGCAAAGUGUGUCUGCGUUUCUUCAGAGGCCGCUCCACCAUGAUCUGCCACCUGAAGACGCACGCCGGCGCUCUCAUGUACCGCUGCACCGUCUGCGGUCUUUACUUCUCCACGCUGAAGCUGGUGUCGUCACAUAUGGAGCUGCACAAGGACCACCUGCCCCCGGACUUCAACAUCGAGCAGACCUUCAUGUACAACGAUCACUCUAAAGAACCGCUGCCCGCUGUGGACACCUGAUGGGCCUGGUGUUUCUCUCCUCGUCCCUUUUGCCUCUCUGACGCCUCCUCUGUGUCUGGUUGUCGUGGACCACAUAGUGCAUAUAAAAGACCAGGGCUGCAACCAACAAUUAUUACCAUCAUUGGUUGCUUGUUUGUUCUGGAGUUUUUUUGUAUUAAUUGAUUUAAAUUUUAGUUUGUACAAUUUAAGUACAGCACAAAGUCUAAUACAUUAACGUCACAAAGUUCAAAAAGUCCCAGCAGCAAAUCCUCAUGUUUGAGAGGCUGCAGCAAGCAUUUCUUUGUCGAUCAAUGACUGAAGCAAGUGAGUGGAUUGACAAUAUUGUUCCAGAUUACAGCUAAUCGACUAAGCGUGUCAGCUCUGUAAUAGACUUAGACUUUUAGAGUGUAGUGGACAUGUUAUCCGUCCGACGCUGUUCGCACGGUCGACCUGCUUGGAGGUUUCGUCUCUUUGAACUGAAGUAAAAAGCAGCCACUUGGUGGCGGCGUUUCCUGUUCUGUGUCAGUGACAGAAGAGAAGCUGGCGGAUUGUUGACUGUCAUGCUCUGCUUGUGUUUGUCUACUCCGAACAAGUCUGUAACUUUAUAACUUAAAUAUCAGUAUAGGUUUUUAUGUCAGCCAUGGAUAAUUGAACUGUUAUUAAAGUAGCACCUCAUUGUAGCAUAGAAAUUAUUUUCCUAUACUUGCGAUCACUAAUAGAUUUUUCUAUGUGUCUUUUUAAAGUUUUCACUCCACAGAUACAACAUGAGCAGCCUCGUCUGUCAUUUUCACACAUAAAAACGUGUUUCUGAUGUUUAGUCACAUGCUGCAGUGAGCAUGUGAAGCAUGUUGUGCUGUGAAAACAUAUUUAAGUGCCCGUUAACAUUUCUGUGUAAUAUUUGUGUCUUACCUCAUAUUUAUGAUUACAGUGCAACUAUUUAUUAUUUUCUAUGCCUUUAAAAAUUUUCUUAUCUGUUUCUAAAGGUAUCUAUGAAUGUUGACCUUUUUAAAAUAUUGUUUUUGAAAAGAAUGAAUAAUAAAUGCCUCGAGAAACAAC
Messenger RNA from Scatophagus argus, 3931 nucleotides. Its product is annotated as zinc finger and BTB domain-containing protein 39. The transcript has 4 exons. Gene Ontology annotation, biological process: regulation of transcription by RNA polymerase II. Gene Ontology annotation, molecular function: RNA polymerase II cis-regulatory region sequence-specific DNA binding; DNA-binding transcription factor activity, RNA polymerase II-specific; protein binding. The coding region runs from base 329 to 2896 and encodes 855 amino acids. NCBI's taxonomy places the organism in Eukaryota, Metazoa, Chordata, Actinopteri, Scatophagidae. The record is from RefSeq and is a predicted model, not a curated record. Gene Ontology annotation, cellular component: nucleus.